Molecule: messenger RNA, 865 nt
Organism: Saimiri boliviensis boliviensis (Bolivian squirrel monkey)
Lineage: Eukaryota; Metazoa; Chordata; Mammalia; Primates; Cebidae
Gene: EEF1AKMT1
Product: EEF1A lysine methyltransferase 1
Biological process (GO): methylation
Molecular function (GO): nucleic acid binding; protein-lysine N-methyltransferase activity
Source: RefSeq, a predicted model, not a curated record
CCCCAAUACCACCACAUGUCUGCUCGCGGAUGAACAAGGGCUGAUUGACUGGUUAUAAACAACUCGUGAAAUGAGUGAUUUGGAAGAUGAUGAGACACCCCAGCUUUCUGCCCACGCCUUAGCAGCUCUCCAGGAAUUUUAUGCUGAGCAAAAGCAACAAAUUGACCCAGGCAAGGAUGAUAAAUAUAACAUUGGAAUAAUAGAAGAGAAUUGGCAGUUGAGUCAGUUCUGGUAUAGUCAGGAAACUGCUCUGCGACUUGCACAGGAGGCAAUUGCAGCUGUAGGAGAAGGUGGCAGAAUCGCAUGUGUGAGUGCCCCCAGUGUUUACCAGAAACUCAGAGAGAUGUGCAGAGAAGACUUUUCUGUAUACAUCUUUGAAUAUGACAAAAGAUUUGCCAUGUAUGGAGAGGAGUUUAUUUUCUAUGAUUACAAUAAUCCAUUGGACUUACCCGAAAGAAUUGCUGCACAUAGUUUUGACAUCGUACUAGCAGAUCCUCCCUAUCUUUCGGAGGAAUGUCUCAGAAAAACAUCAGAAACCAUCAAGUACCUGACUCGGGGCAAGAUUCUGCUGUGCACAGGGGCCGUCAUGGAAGAACAGGCAGCAGAACUCCUUGGAGUGAAGAUGUGCACGUUUAUUCCAAAACACACCCGGAACUUGGCAAAUGAGUUUCGCUGUUACGUGAAUUAUGAUUCUGGGCUGGACUGUCUGAUCUAAUUACAGAUGGUGACAUAACACAGGCGGGAAGCCUCUCACCUUCCCCCUUUUCUAUUUUCCUAGUAGAUGGAAAAGUUAUAAUCUCUUCCCCUUCCCCCAAAGCUGGAGCUCUCCCUGGCCUGAUUUCCAAAAUAAAGUACAUGACCUUCA